This is a messenger RNA of Lachancea lanzarotensis, 1992 nucleotides long. RefSeq names its product LALA0S01e17326g1_1 (gene VHS3). NCBI's taxonomy places the organism in Eukaryota, Fungi, Ascomycota, Saccharomycetes, Saccharomycetales, Saccharomycetaceae. The record is from RefSeq and is a predicted model, not a curated record. Gene Ontology annotation, cellular component: phosphopantothenoylcysteine decarboxylase complex. Gene Ontology annotation, biological process: coenzyme A biosynthetic process. Bases 1 to 1992 code for a protein of 663 amino acids. Gene Ontology annotation, molecular function: FMN binding; phosphopantothenoylcysteine decarboxylase activity. The transcript has a single exon.
AUGAGUGGUUCCAUCCAUAAUAGUGGCAAAGCGCCUGGGAUAGUUUCGCCUCGGUUUUCCAGUGCGGCCAAUAAAGCAAACCCUGACGGUUCGAUGGGUCCACCGCCCGGUAUACCAGGUCAAGGUGGACUUACAGGGUCUCCCGUCCCACAGGGACCUUCAAGUCCUGGCUCUUGUGCGACAAAGUCGAUCAUGAAUGUGUCAGGCACUUCGGGAGCAGUGGUAAGUAAUACUCCUGAACCGGGACUCAAACGAGUGCCAACGGUCACAUUCAGUGACUCCCGGCAUCAAACAUUGAAACAGCAAGCCGUGAAUAAUUCCGUCAGUCAGCAGGGUAAACCAGCCUCCGGAGACGAAGCUGAGAAGCACCCUGAAACCACGAGUCCCAAAUUAAGGUCAACAACUUCUCCCACCAGCGUUAGAAACCCUUCACCUCCGCCAGUUUUGAACCGUAUGGAUUCCUCGGCCAUACCGCCGCGGCAGGAUUCGAAUCAGGCUGUGGGCCGUUCAGACUCGAAAAAACUUAAUCUGAUAUCAAAGCUUUUACAUUCGGCUGAUGUGUUGCACCAUAAUCCAAGCCAUGCAGCAAGCUCUAAUGAACACACGGCGACUGAAGAAUCCAAUAAAACCACUCCGGUGACUUCAGAUACGGAAUCUAAGCGAGACGUCAAAGAAGAACAUCCCCAUUUCGUUGUCGACGAUGUCCUGCAUUCCCCCAACUUCAGAUCAAGGUCCAACAGUGGUAGCCCCAUGCCAUCAAAUACACCUAUCAAUUCGGGCUUUGUUACCAGUGACAAAAAACAGGAGUCCUCUUCCAGGGUACAAGAACCUACUAUUCUCGAGUCUCUCGAUGAGGCCGUUGCCGAAACGCCACUAGAUCCACAAUCAGGCUUUCAACAAAUUGCGCCCAACAUUCCGAAGAGGGAAACUGGUAAGAACUCAGAGCCUCGUUUGCCUCAAGAUGACGGCAAACUUCACGUUUUACUUGGUGCCACGGGUUCCCUGUCAGUGCUGAAAAUAAAGGCCAUGGUCAAGAAACUGGAAGAAAUUUAUGGAAGAGAUAAAAUAUCGAUCCAGUUGAUUUUAACCCAGGCUGCAGCGCAGUUUUUCAGCAGUAGAGCCAAGAGACCAUCCAAAGUAGAAUCAAGAUCUGUUUCUGAAACUGGAAUAAUGGCCAGUCCUGGAGUUUUUCCCUCUGACCACACGCAACAUGUGAAAUCGCCACUCAGCAAUCCACUAGCUGCAGCACACAACAAUGCAGCGAAUGAGGUUGGUGCAGCGAAUCCUAAUGGUACCCCACUUUCGGGUGCGUCGCUCAAGAUUGAACUUCCCUCCCACAUUCAAGUCUGGACAGAUCAAGACGAGUGGGAUGUAUGGAAACAGCGUAUGGAUCCUGUCCUUCACAUCGAAUUACGCAGAUGGGCUGAUAUUCUGGUCGUUGCACCUUUGACAGCCAACACGUUGUCGAAAAUUUCGCUAGGGCUGUGCGACAAUUUACUCACCAGUGUGAUCCGUGCAUGGAACCCCAGCUUCCCAAUUUUCCUAGCGCCUUCGAUGGUUAGCAGCAGUUACAACUCUAGUAUCACGAGGCGUCAUCUCAAAAUGAUCAAGGAGGAAAUGCCCUGGAUUACGGUUUUCAAGCCCUCCGAAAAAGUGAUGGGCAUUCACGGUGAAAUUGGCCUUGGAGGAAUGAUGGACGCCAAUGAAAUUGUCGACAAGGUCGUGAUGAAACUGGGUGGCUACCCUGAAGAGGAAGAUGAAGAAGAGGAGGAAGAAGAGGAAGAAGAGGAAGACGACGACGAACGCAAAAGCUCACGCCAAAAAGCGGAACGCUCUUUGGACGAGGAUGACGAUGACGACGACGACGACGACGACGACGAUGAUGAUGACGAUGACGAUGACGAGGACGAUGAUGAUGACGAGGACGAUGGUGACACAGCGCGACCAUUGGGAUCUUUGCAGACAAAACUGGCACCUCAGAUCUCACAGUGA